Molecule: messenger RNA, 5261 nt
Organism: Trichechus manatus latirostris (Florida manatee)
Lineage: Eukaryota; Metazoa; Chordata; Mammalia; Sirenia; Trichechidae
Gene: LYPLA1
Product: lysophospholipase 1
Exons: 9
Coding region: 333-1118 (261 amino acids)
Biological process (GO): protein depalmitoylation
Cellular component (GO): cytoplasm
Molecular function (GO): palmitoyl-(protein) hydrolase activity; carboxylic ester hydrolase activity
Source: RefSeq, a predicted model, not a curated record
ACCCACAUCUACAUACUACCCCCAACUACUCCGGAGUUGACGCCCACGAGCGUAUCCCAGGGGCCCUCGUGGCACAGUGGUUAAGAGCUUGGCUGCUAACCAAAAGGUUGGCAGUUUCAAUCCAGCAGCAGCUCCUUGGAAACCCUAUGGGGAUAGGGUCGCUAUGCGUCAGAGCCGACUUCACCGCAACGGAUUUGGUUUUUUUUUUUUUUUUUUGGUUUAGCAUAGCCCAAAUGAAAACAUAGCGAAUGCUCUACUGGUCUCUCCCAGUCCUUCCCAACGUUUAGAAAUGAGAAGACGCCGGUUGCAGGAAGCUGAAUAUCAGAGGUUGGAUGAGAUGGGCUCUAGUGCUAGUUCUUCUCACUACAGCACGAAAUGAGGGGACAAACAAAGAAAAAAAGGUUCGCAGCAAGGACGCGCGCAAGCUGGGAGCGUCUCUCCCGUCCUCCCGACCGAGCUUGCGCAGGGCCGAAGUUACGCGGCGCGAAGAGAAGGUUAUUUUCCUUCAUGGAUUGGGAGAUACAGGGCAUGGAUGGGCAGAAGCCUUGGCAGGUAUCAGAAGUUCACACAUCAAAUAUAUCUGCCCACAUGCGCCAAUUAUGCCUGUUACAUUAAAUAUGAACAUGGCUAUGCCUUCUUGGUUUGAUAUUAUUGGGCUUUCACCAGAUUCACAGGAGGAUGAACAUGGAAUCAAACAAGCAGCAGAAAACGUCAAAGCAUUGAUAGAUCAAGAGGUGAAGAACGGAAUUCCUUCUGCCAGAAUUAUUUUGGGAGGAUUUUCUCAGGGAGGAGCUUUAUCUUUGUAUACUGCUCUUACCACACAACAGAAACUGGCGGGUGUCGUGGGGCUCAGUUGCUGGCUUCCGCUUCGGACCUCAUUUCCACAGGGUCCUAUCAGUGGUGCUAACAAAGAUAUUUCUAUUCUCCAGUGCCAUGGAGAUUUCGACCCUUUAGUUCCGCUAAUGUUUGGUUCUCUUACUGUGGAAAAGCUAAAAACAUUGGUAAAUCCAGCCAAUGUAACCUUUAAAACUUAUGAGGGCAUGAUGCACAGUUCAUGUCAACAGGAAAUGAUGGAUGUCAAGCAAUUCAUUGAUAAGCUCCUACCUCCAGUGGAUUGACACCACUAAGAGGCCUUGUGUGGAAGUGCACCAGCGUCAUUGCAGUAGAGUAGAAAGCUGUUCACGUGCCCGAUUCUGAAACUUCUCAUGUUUGCAGCAUUAGAAUGUUUUGCAAAUAAAUACCAGUGACAGACUAAAUAAUGUUUCCUCAUGGGAAACUUCUGAUCUUUUAAGUUUCUAGACAUGUAUUUGUAUAAUAUGAUCCAGAACAUACUAGUAUUAAAAUAGGUGAAGCAUCUAGCUUCUUUUUCCCACAUGUAUACAAUUCAGCAAAUGAUAAAAUACUGUAACCAGAUUUUUUAUUACAUUAUUUGAAAUUUAUUAGUAUGCUUACUGAAAAUUUGUUCAUGUAUAAAUGAGCAGUUAAGAUAUAAACGGUUUAAAUAUGCUGUGACUUAGACUAUAGGUUUAUUCCGAAAUUGCCUAGUCACCAUGCAGUGUCUGUGUUUUUAUAUAUGUAUAUGUAAUAAUUAUAAUACAGAAAAAGAAUGAGAUGGUAUUACAUUAUUUCUAAUAGUAGGGAUAAUGCUUUUAUGUGUCAAUGAAAGAAUAAUAAUAUUGCUCUUCUCAAUUAAUGGCCCUUUUAUUUUGGGGACCAGGAUUUUUUCUUAUUCUUUUUUUCUGAUAUCAUUGGUUUAAUAUUCUUUUCUCCUCUCUAGAAAAGAAAUGUGUUCUUCAGUUAUUAUCCUUCACAGUGGACCUUCUGCCAUAGACACCUACUGUUAAUGAAUAUUGUAAUUGGCAUUCUAAAUCACAGAUGUGGUAUUUUAAAUGCAUUUAUACUGUGUAAAGAAACCAGACAUCACUUAAGACCUCUGCACUACUUAUUUUUGAUACUGUAGACUUAUUUAGUUACUAGAAUCUUCAGUCCCGGUAACAGGAAUAAUUCUGUGGUUUUAUUUAUUUAUUUAUUUUUGUAAUCAAUUGGAAGAAAAAUCAGGUCAUAUUCUAUUAUGUUCUGAAAUACUUAACACUUCAGUCUUAAAAAUUGUAACUUCUAAGAUGAUUUGGUCUAAGGUGAGUCUCCGUGUAGACUUGAGUUUACUUGUUUUUGUGCAUAUGUUUGAAAUCAAUUACUGUGGAAAAUUAGCAGUCCAUCAGAAAAAAUUUGCUUUAUUUCUAUCUGCCAGUGAACUUACUGGAAAUUUUGACUUAAGUCAAUUUUUGUGCAAACAUAAAAAUAGCAUUCGUUUGACUUUAUAUAGUCAAAAUUUUCAGAUUACUGAUAGAAAUUAUUUUAAAACAAAUUUAUGGACAAUAAAGGUUAGUUAAAACCCUACACAUAUAGUUACUAGACACUUUAAUAUGUAGCAGAAAUUUAUGCUUGAUAUUUUUUAACUGUUGUUAAUUUUUCUGCUGUGUUGCAACUGAUCAGAACAAUGUUAGGAAUGCAUCUUUAUAAAUGGGUGCUAAUUGAUAAUGGAAAUAAUUUAGUAAUGUACUAUAUAGAAUGUUAAUGAUGAAGCCAUAUGUUUAUGUCUGGAUUUUAAAAUUUUAAACAAUCAUUUACUAAGUCAUUUUCCUUUACUCUGAAGAAUAUAAACUCGUUUCAGUUAUGCAAAUCAGCAAAAUCUUAUUUAUGGUAAAUCUCUUAUUCCAUUGAAAUGUUUGCUGUAAUGUGGGAAAAUGUAAAUCUUUUUUCACAAUUUCUAUUAAUGUGAAAUAAAAUUUAAUUCUUUUUCUUCUGUGACUGUUUUUCAAGUAUUUUCUUAUUUUAAUGUUUGCGUUUACUCUGACAUGAAUGUCUAUAAUGAAAAGGAGAAAAAUAACAAUGUAAUCAGAAGAAUAUACAUAUGAGAGAGAAAUUCUGAUGGUGGCAUCGUGGGUAUGGAAUGGAACCAGGCAUAAGAGAAGCUUUUCUCAUUAUUCAAUUUUAAUGGCUAAUAAUUUUUUUAAAAAAUCAAGCCCAAGUCCAAACACCUAAAAGUGUUUUUUGUGUCCCUAACCUAUUUAAGAAGUUUUUUUUCAUGUAUUUCUUUGUCUUUUCCUCUUAUGUAGUGUUCACUGGGAUUUUUAAUUAGUGGCAUAAAGCAGUUAUCCAAAUAGCAUUUUCUCCUUUUAUAGCACCGCUCACUUCUAACUUUUCCUUUUCAUUCUGUUAUCUACAGAAUGUUAUUAGAUGAAACUGAUCAUAGUAAUCUUAUUACCCAAGAUAGAAAUUCUUUCUGUUCUGUCUCUUAAUCCUUCAGCUGCUGCUUUUGAACACUUGGAAUGACAAGCUCACCUGUUUGUAAGGCUGCUUGUUGUGUUUUUUGGGUAGCGCUACUGGUAAGAAGAGUCUGUGCCACAAAUACUGUCUCUAACUUCGACUCUUUUUUUAAUGUAUCUUCCACAGCAGCUCCUUAUUUCAUGUGAUAAUCUUUAUUUCAUCAUCCUUUUUAAAAUAUUGUGCUCACCUCACCAUUAGAUGUGGUCAGAGCAUGGUGCUAGUACAGUAAAACCUGUGAAAGCUGAAAGCUAUGAGAGCCAGAAAAUUCAAAUAUUUUCUACUAAAACAAAUGAUAGAAAAGUGGUAAGACUGCACACUGUCAAAGGCAGGAAACCUGUGAGACCAGAAAGCAAGGCAGUCAAAUUCCGGCUCUCAGAGGUUUCACUGUACUAUCAGUAGGUAGAUAAAAAUAGUGCUUUAUAGGUAUGUAAAUAAUGGGGAAAUUUAAUUAUUGCAGUUAGUCUAAUUGCUACUAUAAAAAGUAGAUGCAUGAUACAUUUACCACCCUCCUAACAACUACCAUUUUAUUUUGUAAAAAUUACUACAAAUCAAAAAAGUAAAAGUUUAACUUAAUAAAUACUUAAUAUGUUCUAGGCACUGUAUGAAGCAUUUUAUAUCCUUUAUUCAUAUACUCUUCACAUGAGUUUAUUUUACAGAUGAAACUGACAUCUAGACAGGUAAACUGAUUACAGAGCUAUUAUGUGGAAGAGCCAGGAUUCAGAUUGAUGUGCCCAACCUCAAGUGGUAGAGGGUCAGCAAAAAAGAGGAAGACCCUCAACGAGAUGGAUUGACACAGUGACUGCAGCAAUGGUCUCAAACAGCAAUGAUCGUGAGGAUGGCGCAGGACUAGGGAGUGCUUCAUUCUUUCAUACGUAGGAUGGCUAUGAACCAGAACUGACUUGACAGCACAUAACAACAACAACCUCAAGUGCAUGGUCUUUACUACCUCACUGCUGUCCCAAAGGGGUAAUUUAAAUGCUUAUUCACACAACAGCAACAACAAAACAUAUUUCACAAAAUACAAAACACCUAGAAAUGCUAGAUAAAUUGUGGUAACCGUCAGCUCAAAGAUACUGCAACCUCUAGUGUCCAGAAAGAGUUAAACAGAAACCAAAAGCUCACAUGGUACACUUAAACAUUUGGGGCUCAAAUGAAAGCCCCAAAAAGAGGAUAGUGAAAUUUAUGAGGCCAGCAUCCUUUUAGGACUGUGCUCAGUGCCACAGGUGAUCUAGAAAAACCCCAACCCCAGGGAAGUGAAGAGGAAGCUCGUCUAUUUUGGCCUGAGUUCUGAACUGGGAGAUGAGAGAGAGCUUCCGGUGAACAUUUUUAGCCAGGAGCUUGUCCUCAUGUGCAUUUAAAUUUGUAGCAAUACUGUUUAUGUGGCCUGGAAACACAUAAACUUAUAAAUUAACAUAAAGUUACCCUGUACUGGCUUCACCCCUCAGGCACCUGGGAAAGGCAAAUACAAAUUCUUUAUGGAGAGGGAUAUCCUCAACCCAUGGUGCAUGACAGCCUGCCAGCAGUGAGUUCAACAAUCUAAAAUUACAAACCAUACAAGGGAACAGUCUACCUACCAUAAAUUUAUACCAAAAAACAAACCCGUUGCCAUCAAGUUGAUUCUGACUCAUAGCGACCCUAUAGGACAGAGUAGAACCGCCCCGUAGGAUUUCCAAGGAGUGGCUGGUGGAUUUGAACUGCUGACCUUUUUAGCAGCUGAACGCUUAAUCACUGCUCCACCAGGGCUCCAAAUGAAUACCAGCUGACACAAAAGAUAAAGGGAUAAUAGACUCCUGGGAACUUAAAUAGAACUUUUAGAUAGUAUGAGAAUGUUAAAGACAAAAGAAUAAGCAAGUGAAAAAAGAAUAAGACAGUAUAAAACAUCCAGAUUUGAGAAGAAAUACAGCUUUAGAAAUGAAAAAGUCACUUAAAUGAAA